This is a messenger RNA of Trichomycterus rosablanca, 669 nucleotides long. Its product is annotated as T-lymphocyte activation antigen CD86-like. The record is from RefSeq and is a predicted model, not a curated record. The transcript is spliced from 4 exons. NCBI's taxonomy places the organism in Eukaryota, Metazoa, Chordata, Actinopteri, Siluriformes, Trichomycteridae. Bases 1 to 669 code for a protein of 222 amino acids.
AUGGCGAGUGUAACACAACUGAUUUUUUUUUCCGUCUUGGUCUCAGUUACAGCAUCCAGUGAUGUGUAUAAGCUGGUCAACAGUUCUGUUCAACUGGACACACAAGAUAAAAACGUUCAGUUUGAUCAAUUCAAGUGGAUGUUUAAGAGUGACAAUAUUCUGAGAUACCUCGGUGAGAGUAAAUUCAUUAAGAAACUUGAUGCUUAUAAAGACCGGGUGGAGUUCAAUACUGAAACACUGAGUAUAACACUGAAGAACUUACAGAAGAAUGAUAGUGGACUGUAUGAAGCAAAAGCUGAAAGUAACAAGGAGAAAGUUGUGGCUCGUUACACACUGUAUGUUUUAGAUCCAGUAAAGGAACCGGAACUUACUUCUGUCUUUGACAGGCAAAGCAGUAUAUCCUGUAAUGUGAUCUGUAAAAGUCCCACACUGUCAAUCACAUCUAGCUGUUACAUGGAGACCUGUGAUGAGAAAGAAGGGACAUCACCUGAGGGUGUCUCCUAUACACUUUCUCUCUGUGGUGAUGCUAUCACUACUACAGGUGGAUCUGUUUGCCUGCUGAAGAUAAUGCUGUAUUCUGUGGGUCUGGUUCUCAUGGUGUCUGCAGUGAUCACCGUCCACAUUAGAGAGAGAUUCAUCAAACCAAAGAUAGAGCAACAUGGAGAAUAA